Messenger RNA from Elaeis guineensis (African oil palm), 1182 nucleotides. RefSeq names its product iron-sulfur cluster co-chaperone protein HscB homolog. Lineage: Eukaryota; Viridiplantae; Streptophyta; Magnoliopsida; Arecales; Arecaceae. Gene Ontology annotation, molecular function: protein-folding chaperone binding; ATPase activator activity. The record is from RefSeq and is a predicted model, not a curated record. Gene Ontology annotation, biological process: [2Fe-2S] cluster assembly; protein complex oligomerization.
GUAAUCCGAUAAUAAUUAUUUUGAAUAAAAUUGGCCCCUGCCGUUUUCUCUUCCGUGAAAGCGAAACCCACGCCCGCUUCUCUUCUCCUCUCCUCCCACGCCGCCGGUAAGCUGCCCUCACACCUCCGGGAAGAUCGCCGCCGUUCUAGCCGUCGCCGGUGACUGCACCAUAGAUGUCGAGCUGGAGGAAGCUAUGGGUGUCCGGCCUCUCUCUUCUUUGCCGACGAUAUCAUCUUCCUCCCGAUCUCCACCUUGGUCUCCGAUCAGCAAGGGUUCUUAUGUGCUCCCUCCCUCGCCCCUUCACUUCCUGCAGUGGCCACCACCGUCCCUUCCCGGAAUCUAGGGUUUUUGGGAGGUUCUGCUUCUCGUCGGAGUCCAGUAAUGGCAGGUGCUGGAAUUGUGGUGCUGCGGCAGCCUUGGCUGAGCCAUUCCUGUCUUGCAGGGCAUGUGGAAGUGUGCAACCAGUUGACCAAUCUGUGGACUAUUUCCAGAUUUUUGGACUGGAAAAGGGAUAUGAUAUACAGGAUGACAAUCUAGAAGGCAAGUACAAAGAUUGGCAAAAGAAAUUACAUCCUGAUUUAGUUCAUUUAAAAUCUGAGAAAGAAAAGACUUUUGCUGCUAACCAGUCUGCUCGAGUGAAUGAUGCAUACCGCACAAUCAGUAAAUCACUGUCGAGGGCAGUAUACUUGAUGCGACUCGAGGGUGUACAUGUUGAUGAAGAAAAAACAGUCAUGGAUCUGGAUCUGCUUUCUGAGAUGAUGGAGAUCCGAGAAGCUGUUGAAGAGGCCAGUGAUUCUCAUGCUCUAAGGCAGUUACAGUCUCAGGUUUAUCAGAUUGAUAAAAAGAAAAUUUGAAGCUUGGUCAAACUCUUUUUUGGAAGCUUUCAAAAGGAAAGACUUUGAUGAUGCAAUAAAUUCAAUACAGAGAAUGAGAUAUUAUGAUCGGGCAAUUGAAGAGAUUAUAAAGAAGCUUUGAUUUUAGUUCUUAUGUAAGAUUAUUGUUAAUCAAGUCAGAUUAGAAGGUCAGCUUGAAGUUGUUGUUGGAAAGGUCCGCGGAUUAUGGCCUUACCAAGGUGGAGGUAAGAGUGUUUUUUCCCCCUCAUAUCAAUGAGAGUUGAUUACAAUCUCAUCUCAAUAAUGUUAUGGAGCAUACCUAUGAAGUGUUAACAAUUUGCUGUUUCAU